UUUUAGCACAAUAACUGAGAUCACACCCAUCUUCAGUAUCCACUGAAAGCGUUAACUUGGCCCUCUCCAUCACCAUCCUCCAGGCUGUAUAUCAGGUGUCUCCACCGCAAACAACAGAGUCUGCACUUUAAAUUCCCUGAAUGAGGACAGGCAGCUAUGUUGCAAGACGCCACUUGUUGCAGAGUUCUCAGCAGGGGCUUCUACAGCUGCAACUGGAGGCACCAGAGUGAAAAGAAGACCAAAUGUGCAUGCUGUUGGCUCUCAGUAGUCGCGCUGGUCACAGUGCUUUCUCUGUGCUGGAUCUACAUUUGUUUGGUUUCUUUCAAUGACCGAGAGGAUGUGAACUGGAAGGUUUUCACAAUACUGAAGCAGUGGGUGAACUGGUUCAUGGUGAUGGUCAUCAUUUCUUCAAUGUUGUCCACUUACUGCAUUCUGCUGCUGGUUUUUGCACUGAUUCAAGUUGCCCUGAGAGAACCGUUGGACUUGCACCGACUGCAUCAGAUUCUUUUAUUUUUUGGUGUGCUAUUCAUUACUUUUGGGGUCAUAGGAAUUACUGUUGCCUGGCGAAUAGCGUGGUCAACUGUUCUCCUCUCACUGCAGGCUACAGCUCCCUUUUUGCAGAUAGGUGCUGUUGGAGCUUUAACGCUGCUGAGCUGGUUCAUCUUCCAGACCCUCCGCAGGGCCCAUGGAGCACGUGCAAAGAUCCUGAUUGUGGUCAUAUUUGUUAUAUUUACAGCAGUUAUUUUCCUGAGUCCUCUGAUCAUUGACUCUCCGUGUCUGACUGAGGUGGAUGAUUUACCUCCUAAACCACGUCUCAUUGGACACAGGGGAGCACCCAUGGUGAGCAUCUCACAAGCCCUGAACUGGCCCCCAGAGAACACCAUGAUGUCCUUCAACAGGAGCAUAGAAUGCAACGUGGCCACCUUUGAAACAGACAUACAGCUCAGCAAAGACAGAGUUCCUUUUCUGAUGCAUGACUCCGGCUCUGGCUUCUUGUUGAGAACAACAAAUGUUACAAAGGUGUUCCCUGGGCAAGACUUUAGCCACGGAACCAACCUGACGUGGGAGGAGUUAAAGGGGCUGAAUGCAGGUGAAUGGUUCCUGAAGGCAGAUCCUUUCCAUUCAGUGUCACAGCUCACAGAGGAGCAGAGGGAAAUGGCCAGAGGUCAGACAGUACCCUCCUUACGUCAGCUGCUCAUCCUCGCAAAGCAGCACAAUAUCUCAGUGAUGUUUGACCUAAAAAGUCCGGCCUGGACAACAAACAUAGUGGACACAGUCAGGACCAUCUUAACAUCUGGCAUCGACCAAAGCCUGAUCUUCUGGCUUCCUCCAGCAAAAAGAGAAUAUGUAACAAAGACUGCUCCAGGCUUUGUCCAAGUCUACGACGAUCAAGUUCAUAUGUUUAAUGCAGGAGCAAACCACCUGAAUGUGAAAUACAGUAGUUUACACGCAACUGAAAUCAGGGAUCUUCAGAGGAGGAAUGUUUCUGUGAACCUGUGGGUGGUUAAUGAACGUUGGCUGUUCUCACUGCUGUGGUGCUCAGGAGCUACUUCUGUGACCACCAACAGCUGCCACCUCCUGCAAAAAGUUGACUGGCCGGACUGGGUUCUGCCUCCUGGCACAUAUCUCAUUAUAUGGAUCACAGUGGACCUUGCUUCUCUUCUAAUAAUGAUUGGACUCUUCAUGUGUCAGCGGAGAAGAUGGUGUGUCCGUGACAAAACAGGGAGAGAGAAGCAAAGAAACGAGAUGACAGCCUGGAAUCAGAGAGAACUGUCCCCGUUCUUACCCAGUGCAUAGCUCAGACAACUCCAGCAGGUGUUCUUUCAUCAAAUGUGUCUACACUUCAACAACAGUUCAACUCUGGAUAUCA
This is a messenger RNA of Thalassophryne amazonica, 1870 nucleotides long. It is a transcript of the gene gdpd2, whose product is annotated as glycerophosphodiester phosphodiesterase domain containing 2. Gene Ontology annotation, cellular component: membrane. Gene Ontology annotation, molecular function: glycerophosphodiester phosphodiesterase activity. The record is from RefSeq and is a predicted model, not a curated record. NCBI's taxonomy places the organism in Eukaryota, Metazoa, Chordata, Actinopteri, Batrachoidiformes, Batrachoididae. Gene Ontology annotation, biological process: lipid metabolic process.